Pseudomyrmex gracilis is the source of this 1754-nucleotide messenger RNA. RefSeq names its product 5'-nucleotidase domain-containing protein 1 (gene Nt5a). Gene Ontology annotation, molecular function: 5'-nucleotidase activity. NCBI's taxonomy places the organism in Eukaryota, Metazoa, Arthropoda, Insecta, Hymenoptera, Formicidae. The record is from RefSeq and is a predicted model, not a curated record. The transcript is spliced from 2 exons. The coding region runs from base 180 to 1658 and encodes 492 amino acids.
GGUAACACUUCGAGAUGUCGAAUUUAGGGAGUAUGUGUGUGUGUGUGCAAUUAGGUGCGUUUGAUAUCUCGAAGUUGCCGGUUCCGAAUGGCCUCGUUGUUGGCUACGAUUUACAAUGUAACGUGGCGAUGGCGGCGGCAAAACUUGUGCAUUAACACACACAAAUUGGUUCAUCAGAUAUGAUUAGAGGCUUCGGCUCUUAUCGUAAUACCGCAAAGUUAUGUGCAAUUAAAUACACUUCCGCACGUAAAGAAAUACCUGGUAGACCAGAACUAGUAUAUACGGUGCAUAUAAACAUGGCAGUAAGUACAUCUGCUGAUAACAUGAAUGUUUUUAAGUUCACUGAUUACGAUUGCAUCGGUUUUGAUCUGGAUAACACCCUGCUACGUUACAAUGUCACGAAUCUGACGAAUAUGGAGUACGAGAUGUUGGCUAAAUUCUUGGUGAAUGAACGGGGAUACAGUAGCAAGCACCUGUUAAAACCACUGACCGAUGAUGAUCUAGAUUUCAUGCAGAAAGGACUGUUGCUGGAUUUUGAGAAAGGAAACUUAUUGAGGGUAAGCCCGGACGGUGUUAUCCGUAGAGCUUGUCACGGCUCGCAUUUGUUAAGCACAGAUCAAAUAAGAGAAUUCUAUCCAGAACAAAGAUGGGAAGUUACGGAUGCCUUUUGUAGUGACAUACUGACAACCUGGUACGGUCCUCUGUCUGAGAAAGUGAGGAGUUUAUUGGAUUAUUUUGAUAUGCCAACAAGUGUUGUGUUCGCACGAAUUGUGGAUAUGCUUGACGAAGAGCAUGGCUCACCCUUGGAUGUGUAUAAUAUCUGGCCUGACAUAUUGGCUGGACUGAUGCACAUGUUCUCCAGAGAGAAGUUUCAAUUGGACGACGGGAUCUUUGCUCACAUUAAACGAAAUCCAGAGAAAUACUUACGAAAAUGUAGCGAGAAAACUGUGUCGUGGUUGAGAGAAGUUAGAAAAAAAUUCCCAACUUUUCUUCUCACUGGAUCAAAUGCAGACUUUGCAAACUUUACAGCAAGUUACUCUCUUGGAAAAGAUUGGCAGUCUCUUUUCGACAUUGCGAUAUGUUUUGCAAAGAAGCCUGGUUUCUUUACUAUGAAACGACCGUUUUUGAAAGUUGUAAAUUAUAACGAGACUGAUAUAAAUAUUUCGAGCCAAGAUUUAAAACGGGGCGAGUUAUAUAGCCAAGGGAAUUGGAGCGAUCUGUUAGAAUUUUUUUCACGCAUAACAGGAAAAGUUGAUCAACGAUGUUUGUAUGUUGGCGAUAAUUUAGUGCAAGAUAUUUACGUGCCAAAUGCGUUUGGGCGUUGUGAUACAUUAGCUGUGAUCGAAGAGCAAAUGGCAGAAGGAAUGCUUUAUCAACGGUUGACUCAUCCUGACGAGAAGAUUUUGAAUUCCAAUUUAUGGGGUUCUUACUUUUGCUUGAAAGACUCAACAAUUAAUGUAGACUCUCUGUGGGGACAUUUAAUAAAGAAACACGCAAAACUCUGUAUACCAGAAAUCGAUGUGGUGACACAGAAAUCUUUGCAAGAAUCAUUUCCGUGUUUUGAUAAAAGUGGAAAGUCAUAUCACGGAUAUUAUCCUGCUGUGCCACUUAGUAUAUCGGCUAUAUACGGAUUAUACCAGCUAUCAAGAAGCAAUUGAAGCAAGUCGGCAAUUCGUCGAGGAAAGAAGAGAAUACAAAACCUACAUACAAACAAAUACGUGACCAGCAAAGACAAAAGGAAAGUCUAGCAGCUG